CUUCAGAAGCCAAUGCAUGGGCAAACAAGAUCAGAACAGGUCGCGAAGGCCAUGAAAGCCGCCGAGCAGCUAGGCCCAAGCACGAUCCCAUCAACAACUGCCACAAACGCCCUCUUGGUCAUUGGGGUAAAGGCACCUGGAGCGCUUCAGGAAUUGGUCACCACCCGCGAGAAUGGCGGCGAUGGCACAGCCGUCGUUAACUCGGCUGACCAAGGACUUGAACAUAUAGAAACUUGGUUAAAGGAGAGGACAUUAUGUGAUUUGUCACCUGCUAGCCAACUCUACUUUGCGACAAAGGGGAUGUUUGAGAGACCCCAGGAAUACAACGGAGACAAAGACGUAGAGCAUUUCAUCAGACUGCUGAAGGAGGCUUGGUUUCCUACUGAGAAGGGAGAUAGCAUUGACCGGCUGAAGAUAACGGUGGCUAAGCAGUUGAUCAACGGACUCAAGCAUGCUGCAUUGGACGGUCAUAGCACUCCUGAGGUGAUGUGGCGAAGUUUUCGUUGUUCAGACUUGCUCCAGCUUACAUGA
Fusarium oxysporum Fo47 is the source of this 531-nucleotide messenger RNA. RefSeq lists its product as uncharacterized. Bases 13 to 531 code for a protein of 172 amino acids. Lineage: Eukaryota; Fungi; Ascomycota; Sordariomycetes; Hypocreales; Nectriaceae. The transcript is spliced from 3 exons. The record is from RefSeq and is a predicted model, not a curated record.